Molecule: messenger RNA, 486 nt
Organism: Acanthosepion pharaonis
Lineage: Eukaryota; Metazoa; Mollusca; Cephalopoda; Sepiida; Sepiidae
Source: the annotation of a GenBank genome assembly
AUGACGUGUGUUUCCAUAUCUAAUGUCUUUCCAUUUGGUAGUGGUCUGAACACGCUUAUUCAUAAUCCGCUCACGGAGGACGUCAGUUCACAUCGAAGCGUUUUUACCAAUAACAGCUUCCCGGCCGUAGAACGGAAUAUCUUCAAGUGCGAAGAUAUUUCUUUAUGCAUUUGCAACAAUGACAUGCUCCAAAAAUCCUCUCAAGUUGAUGCUUCGUUCGAAACCCACGCAAAGCCAUUAGAAUUUUUAGACUUGAAACCACCAGAGACCAUUUCUUCUUCUUCUUCUUCUUCUUCUUCUUCUUUUCUUCUUCUUCUCUUCUUCUUCUUUUCUUCUUCUUCUAUGUGCAUUGUCCUUCGUUCACAGUUAAUAUCUAUCUAUCUAUCUAUCUAUCUAUCUAUCUAUCUAUCUAUCUAUCUAUCUAUCUAUCUAUCUAUCUAUCUAUCUAUCUAUCUAUCUAUCUAUCUCAUUCUGUUAAUGUUAUGA